Rhodotorula graminis WP1 is the source of this 1987-nucleotide messenger RNA. RefSeq lists its product as uncharacterized. Gene Ontology annotation, molecular function: ABC-type transporter activity; ATP binding; ATP hydrolysis activity. The record is from RefSeq and is a predicted model, not a curated record. Gene Ontology annotation, cellular component: mitochondrial inner membrane. The transcript is spliced from 12 exons. Gene Ontology annotation, biological process: transmembrane transport; intracellular iron ion homeostasis. Bases 1 to 1929 code for a protein of 642 amino acids. NCBI's taxonomy places the organism in Eukaryota, Fungi, Basidiomycota, Microbotryomycetes, Sporidiobolales, Sporidiobolaceae.
AUGCCCGUCCGACCACCAGCGGUCGCCCCCUGGCGCGCCUGGGUCUCGACCGACGACGUGAGCGACAAGGAGCAGUCGAGGCGCGACUGGGACAUCAUCAAGAAGCUGCUCCCAAACGUGUGGCCCAAGAACGACUGGAGCACAAAGACGAGGGUCCUUCUCGCCCUCGGCCUGCUCGUCGGCGGCAAGCUCCUCAACGUCCAGGUGCCCUUCUUCUUCAAGAACAUCAUCGACACGCUCAACGUCGAGAUCGACCCGACCACGGGCCAGGGCGUCUUUGCCAUCGCCGGCACCGUCAUCGUUGGCUAUGGACUCGCCCGCAUCGGCGCCGGCCUCUUCUCCGAGCUCCGCAACGCCGUCUUCGCCAAUGUCGCCCAGGGCGCCAUCCGGCGUGUCGCGCGCUCCGUCUUUACCCACCUCCUCAACCUCGACAUCGGGUUCCACUUGCGCCGGCAGACGGGCGGCCUCACGAGGGCCAUCGACCGUGGCACCAAGGGCAUCUCGUUCCUCCUGUCGUCGGUCGUCUUCCACGUCGUGCCGACCGCGCUCGAGAUCUCGAUGGUGUGCGGCAUCCUGAGCUACAAGUUUGGGUGGGACUUUGCGGCGGUGACGUUGGUGACGAUGGCGGCGUACUCGUGGUUCACGAUCCGGACGACGGCGUGGCGUACCAAGUUCCGCAAGCAGGCCAACGCCGCCGACAACCGGGCGGCGACCAUGUCGGUCGACUCGCUCAUCAAUUACGAGGCCGUCAAGUACUUCAACAACGAGGCGUUCGAGGUGGCUCAGUACGACCGGGCCAUGAAGGACUACACGAAAGCGAGCGUCAAGAUCUCGACGUCGCUCGCGGCGCUCAACAUUGGGCAGAACGUCAUCUUCUCGUCGGCCCUGACGGCCAUGAUGUACCUCGCCGCCAAAGGGAUCAUGGACGGGAGCAUGACGGUCGGCGACCUCGUCAUGGUCAACCAGCUCGUGUUCCAGCUCUCGCUCCCGCUCAACUUUCUCGGCACGGUCUACCGCGAGCUGCGCCAGAGCCUCAUCGACAUGGACACGCUCUUCAACCUGCAGUCGGUCGGCCUCGCCAUCAAGGACUCGCCUACGGCCAAGCCGCUCGCGCUCACCAAGGGCGGCGAGAUCCGGUUCGAGAACGUUGCGUUCGGGUAUCACCCAGAGCGGCCCAUCUUCCGCGACGUGUCGUUCACGAUCCCGGCCGGCAAAAAGGUCGGCAUCGUCGGGCCCUCGGGCUGCGGCAAGUCGACCGUGUUCCGCCUCCUGUUCCGCUUCUACGAGCCGUCGCACGGCCGCAUCUACAUCGACGGCCAGGAGCUGCACGACGUCGAGCUCGAGAGCCUGCGGCGCGAGAUCGGCGUCGUGCCGCAGGAGACGCCCUUGUUCCACAGCGACAUCAUGCACAACGUGCGGUACGGCCGACUCGACGCGAGCGACGACGAGGUCAAGGAGGCGGCGAGGCUCGCCAACGUCAGUCGCACGAUCGAGGCGCUCCCCGACCGGUGGCAGACCAAGGUCGGCGAGCGCGGCAUGAUGAUCUCGGGCGGCGAGAAGCAGCGAUUGGCUGUCGCGCGCCUGCUCCUCAAGGACCCCAAGAUCCUCUUCUUUGACGAAGCCACGUCGGCGCUCGACACGACGACCGAGGUCGACCUCAUGCGCAACAUCAACCAGACUCUCUUGUCCAAGGCGCGCACGUCCAUCUUUAUCGCGCACCGCCUCAAGACGGUCGCCGACGCCGACCUCAUCCUCGUCCUGCGCGACGGCUACGUCGCCGAGCAGGGCACGCACGCCGAACUCAUGGCGCAGCGGGGCGUGUACUGGGGCAUGUGGGAGCAGCAGAACGCGGUCGUCGCCGACGUGGCGGCGGCCAAAGAGGAGCCGAGCGAGGGCGAGGUCGUCGAGGCGGAUGUGACGGCGCGGUGAGCGGUAGACCGACAGGCACAUGCUGGACCCCUGUUGCAAAGAAGCACGCUGUUGUACU